Mercurialis annua (annual mercury) is the source of this 2304-nucleotide messenger RNA. RefSeq names its product zinc finger BED domain-containing protein RICESLEEPER 2-like. NCBI's taxonomy places the organism in Eukaryota, Viridiplantae, Streptophyta, Magnoliopsida, Malpighiales, Euphorbiaceae. The coding region runs from base 1 to 2304 and encodes 767 amino acids. The record is from RefSeq and is a predicted model, not a curated record. The transcript has 7 exons. Gene Ontology annotation, molecular function: protein dimerization activity; DNA binding.
AUGGUGGAAACCUAUUACUUAAAAGUGAUGUCAAACCUUGACCAACAGCAAGUUGCUGGUGUUGGUGUUGAGGGGGUUGUUGGCUCAUUUCCUGAGUUACCCCCUUCAACUCAGCAGCAGCAACCUGUUGCUGCUGGUGAGGGCUCAUCUGAGCCUUCUCAGCAGCAACAAGAAGGUGAUGCAGCUGAUGCUACUAAAGCUAAACCAACUUAUAACUCUGAUACUAAAAUUAAUGGGACUUCUACCCUUAGAUCCCAUAUUCUUUCAUGCUUUAAGAACCCUCAUAGUAAAGAUACUAGACAUGCCUUGUUAACUCUACAACUUGUUGAUGCAUGUCCUAAUGAAAAUGAGGGUAAGGGACAAUUGGGGACUUGGAAAUUUAAUCAAGAAGACAUUAGGAAAGCACUGUCUUAUAUGCUAAUCAUUGAUGAGCUACCUUUUAGGUUUGUUGAGGGUAUGGGGUUUAAGAAACUAAUGAGUGUUGCAUGCCCUAGGUUUCAUAUUCCUUCUAGAUGGACUGUUAACCGAGACUGCUAUCAAAUGUUUCUUGAUGAAAGGUUGAAUUUGAAAAAUACAUUGAGAAGUGGAAGCCAAAGAGUUAGUAUCACAACAGACACAUGGACUAGUAUUCAACGUGUUAAUUAUAUGUGUGUUACUUGCCAUUGGAUAGAUAAUGACUGGCUGCUUCAUAAAAGAAUCAUUAAUCUUGUACCUGUUUGUGGGCAUAAAGGGGACUACAUAAGUAAAACACUUGAGAAUUGUUUGCUGGGUUGGGGUCUGAAAAAUAUUUUCACAGUGACUAUGGAUAAUGCUGGUAAUAAUAACACUGCAAUUGCUGCAUUUAAGAAAAAACUCAUGUCUUGGGGGACUGAUGUGUCUAGAUGUGAAUAUUUGCAUAUGAGAUGUAUUGCACAUGUCAUUAAUUUGGUUGUAUCUGAUGGCUUGAAAGAAAUGAGUAGCUCUGUUAAGAAAGUUAGAGAUUGUGUCCGUUACAUUAGGAACAGUCCAUCUAGACUUAAGAAAUUUAAAGACCUCAUUGCUGAUGCUAAACUUGGCACCAAAAAGUCCCUCUGUCUUGAUGUGGCAACCAGGUGGAAUUCCACUUAUCUUAUGCUUGACACUGCUUGUUUAUUUCAGUCUGUUUUUGAGAGUUAUGAAGCAUCUGAUGAGAAUUUUAGGUCUGAUAUGAUUGAAAGCAUUCCUAAUUUUUUUGAUUGGGAAAUUGUUAAGAAAUUUGCUACUUGCAUGUCCUAUUUCUAUGUCACAACUUUAAGAAUUUCUGGUUCUUUGUAUGUCACAUCCAACAUGCAUUUUCAAGAGAUUUGUGACCUUUCUAUUAUGUUGGAUGAAAUGCUUGUUAAUGAGGACAUAAAAAUUGUGCAAAUGGGCAGAAAAAUGAGGGAAAAGUUUAACAAAUACUGGGGUGAUCCUCAGAAGAUGAAUGUUUUGAUUUUUUUUUCACAUGUCUUUGAUCCAACAAACAAAAUGAAACAUCUCCUGUUUGCUUUAUCUAGUUUAUUUGGGUCUGAUGAAGGACCAAAAUUGUUUCAAACUGUCAAUGAUAAGUUGACUAGUCUGUUUGUUGAGUAUCAAAAGGCCUCUGUGAAUGCUACUUCAUCUGCAUAUGUGAGUCUUAGUCAAUCUUCAGAGGGUGUUUCUGCUCAAACACCAGUCCUGCCACCACCUGCAAAGAAACAUAUGUCCCUUAUGAAGGCCAAAUUUGAUAUUCAGAAUAAGGGUAUAGAAAGUGAUAGUAGGAAAUCUGAGCUGGAAGUGUACCUGAGUGAAGCUACGGUUGAGAAUGAUGAUGCAUUCAAUAUUUUGAAGUGGUGGAAGCUAAACUCAGGGAGAUUUCCAAUCCUUUCGAGGAUGGCUCGAGAUAUUCUUGCUGUUCCUAUCUCUACUGUUGCCUCUGAAUCUGCUUUCAGUACUUCUGGAAGAAUACUGGACUGCUUUAGGAGUUCUUUUACUCCAAGAUUGGUGGAAGCGCUGGUGUGCACUCAGGAUUGGCUUAGAGCAGAAUCCUCCCCUUUGGUGAUUGAAGAGUGCUUGGAAGAAUUGGAACCAUUUGAGCAAGGUUAUAGUUGCCCAACUAAGAAGUUGGACUCUUGCUGCUUUUUGCUUUUGUGUGGCAACUUGUUUAAGUCUGUUUUUGUACUUGCUUUUAAGUUUGAGUUUUUGGGCUAUGAUGAAGCUUCCACCACUUCAUAUAAUCUGAAACAUAAUGCCUUGACAUAUUUGCAUGAUGAGGCUCUUUUUUGUAUUCUGAAAAAUUUGAAGGGCUUUAGCAAAAUUGGCCCUUGA